Messenger RNA from Odocoileus virginianus texanus, 952 nucleotides. It is a transcript of the gene NUDT2, whose product is annotated as nudix hydrolase 2. Gene Ontology annotation, molecular function: bis(5'-nucleosyl)-tetraphosphatase (asymmetrical) activity. NCBI's taxonomy places the organism in Eukaryota, Metazoa, Chordata, Mammalia, Artiodactyla, Cervidae. Gene Ontology annotation, biological process: ATP biosynthetic process; AMP biosynthetic process. The record is from RefSeq and is a predicted model, not a curated record.
AAGAGGGAUUACUGGGUUUAGUUCUCCGCGAAGAAAUUGAGGCUCUGAGCAAUGAGUCUGCCGCUGACUAACCUCCGGUCGCUGUAGGGUCAGGAGUGGACUUGCCUUUCUCCAGCUGGCUGUGGGGCGCGGGCAGGCCAGACUCCAGCCGCUGCAGGGAGAAGGGAGGGAGACCCUUUGGGGGCCCCGCGAGCCUUGUUUGUCCCGAGACGAGUGGUGAUCGGAUAGACCAUGGCCCUGAGAGCAUGUGGCUUGAUCAUCUUCCGAAGACGCCUCAUCCCCAAGGUGGACAACGCUGCAAUUGAGUUUCUACUGCUGCAGGCAUCAGAUGGCAUUCAUCACUGGACUCCUCCCAAAGGCCAUGUGGAACCAGGAGAAAGUGACUUGGAAACAGCCCUUCGGGAGACCCAGGAGGAAGCAGGCAUAGAAGCAGGCCAGCUGACCAUCAUUGAGGGCUUCAGAAGGGAGCUCAGUUACGUGGCCAGGGAGAAGCCUAAAAUCGUCAUCUACUGGCUGGCAGAGGUAAAGGACUGCGAUGUAGAGGUCCGCCUCUCCCACGAGCACCAAGCCUACCGCUGGCUGGGGCUGGAGGAUGCCUGCCAGUUGGCUCAGUUUGAGGAGAUGAAGGCAGCACUCCAAGAAGGACACCAGUUUCUCUGCUCCACAGCGACCUGAACUGACCAGAGUCGGCCUUUUGCCUCAGUAGGAUCCCUCAGGGCCUUCUGACAUGAACUGCCUUCACUUCACUUCACUUCCUUGGUCUUUGGCUCAUUAGAGCAGAGAGCAGAGAGGCUAGUAAAAUCAGCUGAGGACUCUCAGAAGAGAGCAAGCAAGAAUCUCAGCUAGGUGGAAAGGAAAGGAAAGGAGGAGUUUAAGAAAAAAAAGCCCAGGUCCAGUGAGUGCCUCGUUAUACUUUAUGAAUAAACUUCAAGCAGCUUCUCUCUCCCUCUAA